AUGGUGGACCCGCUGUCACUUUCUCCUGACUGUUCUCAGGGAGCUACUCCUGGCCGCGCAGGACGCGCGGUGCUGGCACUCGGGGUCAUCGACCCUGGCCCGACCCGGCCGCCGGUCUCGAUGAGGACCACCUUCCGGAAGCCACAGGGUCGAGCCGCCGCACGAAGCUGCCCGCGCCUUGCUCGAGGACUCAGGCAGCCAGCCGGCCUGGUCGAGCACGUGGACGCAGCUCCGCGUGUCCGUCAGGGGUCACUCAGGAGGGUCCACGGCUUGACCAGAAAGGCCGGGACAUCGCUGGGCCCGCUUGACUAG
Rangifer tarandus platyrhynchus (Svalbard reindeer) is the source of this 312-nucleotide messenger RNA. The record is from the annotation of a GenBank genome assembly. Lineage: Eukaryota; Metazoa; Chordata; Mammalia; Artiodactyla; Cervidae.